Messenger RNA from Stylonychia lemnae, 702 nucleotides. Lineage: Eukaryota; Ciliophora; Spirotrichea; Sporadotrichida; Oxytrichidae. The record is from the annotation of a GenBank genome assembly.
AUGAGUUCAACUAAAAAGCUAAUCAUAUAUAAUGAUCCAAAUAGUGCUCCAUGUAGAGCUGUUGUUUCAUUCUGCAAACUUAACAAUAUUCCAUUUGAAUUAGUUGAGACAUCAGUAGCUAAGAUGCAAGUAUUCUAGCCUGAGUUCAAGAAGAUCAAUCCAAUUCAACAAAUUCCCGCUAUAAAGGAGAUUGAUACUCAAACUGGCGAAGAAUGGACACUAGGUGAAAGUCAUGCAAUUCUCAGAUAUCUUAUUAAUACAAGGCAACUUCCUGAUCAUUGGUAUCCAAAGGAGCCAAGACUUAGAGCAAAGGUUGAUCAAUAUCUGGACUGGCAUCAUACUUUUCUAAGAUAAGGGUCCUCAAUUUUUGUAUUCAUGAAGCUUUUCGCACCUAAACUAUUCUAAAAGACACUCCCUGAGGAACAACUUAAAUUUUAAUUCACUUAUUUGACCAGAUCAUUAUCACUUAUGGAGAGAUGGUUAGCUUAAAGCAAGUAUUUAUGUGGAGAGCAAAUGACUAUUGCAGAUAUUUCAGCAGCUUGCGAAUUGAUUCAAACCAAAUUUAUUGCUUUUGAUCUUGCAAAAUGGCCUAAGGUACAGGCAUGGCUUAAACAUAUGGUUGAAGAAAAUCCAACAAUACUAGAGGUUCAUCAACCAUUUCUAAAGUUUGCUUCUGAGUUAACAGGACAAGCUAAAUUAUGA